Messenger RNA from Sardina pilchardus (European sardine), 4049 nucleotides. RefSeq names its product EH-domain containing 4 (gene ehd4). Gene Ontology annotation, molecular function: calcium ion binding; protein binding; GTP binding. Bases 211 to 1851 code for a protein of 546 amino acids. Lineage: Eukaryota; Metazoa; Chordata; Actinopteri; Clupeiformes; Clupeidae. The record is from RefSeq and is a predicted model, not a curated record. Gene Ontology annotation, biological process: endocytosis; endosomal transport. The transcript has 6 exons. Gene Ontology annotation, cellular component: plasma membrane; cytoplasm.
CGCACACGCAUCCCGAGGCGACAUAGCGGAGUGUUUCUCUGGUACAAUACUAGGGUCUGUUGUAUGUGCCACGUUACGCAUCUGCGCCGGCGGUUAGGCUUGUUGGGCAGCCUGCAAUAAUCUUUGACGUCGCUUUAAAACCAGGAUUAGGGGGAAAAGGGAAGUUGUGAAUGCACACGCUCCUCAACCAUUUUUUUUUAAAGGAUCAUCAUGUUUAGUUGGGCUUCCAAGGAGCAAGGAGGACGGAGCAAGGAGGGAGACAUGUUUCAAACUGUGACAGAGGGUCUUCAAAGCCUUUACACCAGAAAACUACUACCCCUUGAAGAAACCUACCUUUUCCAUGACUUCCACUCGCCUGCACUGGAGGACGCGGAUUUUCAGAGUAAACCUAUGGUGUUACUCGUGGGACAAUACUCAACCGGGAAGACCUCAUUCAUAAGGUAUCUGCUGGAGCAGGACUUUCCUGGCAUGAGGAUCGGACCCGAGCCCACCACCGAUGGCUUCAUUGCCGUCAUGUACGGGGAGAACGAGGGGGUCAUCCCAGGUAACGCCUUGGUCGUGGACCCCAAGAAGCCAUUCCGCAAACUCAAUGCCUUUGGAAACGCCUUCCUCAACAGGUUAAUCUGUUCCCAGAUGCCCAAUCAGGUGCUCCAGAGCAUCAGCAUCAUCGACACGCCAGGCAUCCUGUCAGGAGAGAAACAGCGCAUCAGCAGAGGCUACGACUUCUCCGAGGUGCUGCGCUGGUUCGGCGAGCGCGUGGACCGCAUCAUCCUGCUCUUCGACGCGCACAAGCUGGACAUCUCGGACGAGUUCUCGGAGGCCAUCAAGGCGCUGCGCGGCCAGGACGACAAGAUCCGCGUGGUGCUCAACAAGGCCGACCAGGUGGACACGCAGCAGCUGAUGCGGGUCUACGGCGCCCUCAUGUGGUCGCUGGGCAAGGUGAUCAACACGCCCGAGGUGGUGCGCGUCUACCUGGGCUCCUUCUGGGCCAAGCCGCUCCAGAACACCGACAACCGGCGCCUGUUCGAGGCCGAGACGGCGGACCUGUUCCGCGACAUCCAGAGCCUGCCGCGGAACGCCGCCCUGCGGAAGCUCAACGACCUCAUCAAGAGAGCCCGUCUGGCCAAGGUGCACGCCUACAUCAUCAGCUACCUGAAGAAGGAGAUGCCGUCGCUCUUUGGGAAGGAGAAGAAGAAGGAGGAGCUGAUCGCUCGUCUGCCCGAGAUCUACCUCAUACUCCAGAGGGAGUACCACAUCUCGCCCGGAGACUUCCCCAACGUCAACAAGAUGCAGGAGCAGCUCCAGCACUACGAUUUCAGCAAGUUCCCGUCGCUGAAGAUCAAGCUGAUCGAGUCCGUGGACAAGAUGCUGAGCAACAAGAUCUCGGGCCUGAUGACGCUCAUUCGCGAGGAGGAGAGCCGGCAGCCGGCCAAGAUCGUGACCGGCGGCGCCUUCCAGGGCUCCGAGGACAGUCCGUUCGGCCGCGGCUACGGCGAGGGCAUCAGCGCCGGCGCCGACGCCGACGAGUGGAUCGUGCACCGCGACAAGCCGCGCUACGACGAGAUCUUCUACACGCUCAUGCCCAUCAACGGCAAGGUGACGGGCGUCAACGCCAAGAAGGAGAUGAUGAACUCGCGCCUGCCCAACACCGUGCUGGGCAAGAUCUGGAAGCUGGCCGACUGCGACCACGACGGCAUGCUGGACGACGAGGAGUUCGCCCUGGCGCAGCACCUCAUCAAGGUCAAGCUGGAGGGCUACGAGCUGCCCAACGAGCUGCCCGAGCACCUGGUGCCGCCCACGCACCGCAAGAACCCCACCGCCGAGACCCUGUUCAACCACCAGGAGGACUGAGGCACGCCGGGUCCACGGAACCGAGAGACUCUUCCUGGCCCCGUAGCCUUCACAUCCCCCCCCCCCCCCCCCGCCACUGUGGAACUGUUACACUUAUCAUUGUUUAUUUUAUAUCAAGUCAAAUGCAGUUGAUUUUACAUAAUAUCUAUGUUUCUUUUGCUCCUUUUUUUGUAUAUUGUUAUUGUAGAAAGUAAUAUUUUUGCGUCUCUUUGUCACCAUUGCUCACUGGAUGUGUGGUGCAUUACUGAGGAUGAUUAGGCAGACCUGGCUCAACAGAUGGCCCCAGCGUGCUAACUAAUGGUCUGGUCGUGGUCCUCUGAUAUUUGCCUUCCCUCUCUCUCAACUCCAGGGCUCGUUCCGAGAGCCGGCCGAGCGCUUCAGAAGCGUCCCAGGUCCCAGACUGGGUGCAGUCUUAGAGAGCGUUAUUAGAGUGGAGAGCACAACCUCAUGACUCACAGAGUUUGUUCUUGCGCAUCGUGUCGCCUCAGGCAGGGCAGAUCUGCGUGAGUCUGGUGUCAUAAGACAUGCUCCUUGCUCCAGAGGCGUGGUGCGUUGACCUGCAUUCAUUUCAGUUUGAUAAGAAGUGAAGAUGCAUGUCAUACAUUUAGGAAUAGAUAAUAUAUUAGUAAUUGAUACUAAUUAUAUAUCAGUUUAAAAACAAACCCUUUCAUGUUUAUAUAUUAUAUACAUUUUUGCUUCUUAGCAUUCCAUUGUUAAAAGCCCCUCUGAAAUGGUAAAUACAUUUUAAAGCGCUCAUUGUAGUUUACGCAUUUGCCUUAGUCCGUUGCUCUAAAUUCAUUCCAGUAAAAAAUAAGUAAAAACCAAAGACCGAACACAAGGCUGAAUAAAACUAUUUUAUUUCGUACUAACAAAAAGUAUUUCAAAGGUUAAUUGAAGUCAUUUCUUCAUCUUAUACUUAGUUGACGCCUGAAUACAAUAUGUAUAUAAAUUAUAUGAUUAGUAAAUAUAUAUUUGACAAUAGUAAUGAAUGUUAAGAUUCAAUGUGUCAUUCUCUCCUUUGGCCAUUCAUGGGGGGAGUGACAGUCAACCAGACUCCCUGUGGGUCCUCUUUCCUGUGCAGAAAAUUGCUGACAAGUUUUAUUAGGAAAUCAAAGAUAAUCAUAGAAGUUUCACUUCCAUGUUCUAGAAAAGGAAACAGACCUUGUUUAAUACAGACAUUCGCCUUUUUGUUCUUUGUUUGUGAGAUUUUUUUUUCUCUUUCAGUUCUUUUGAAACUUUCCUGGAAAGGUUAGACGUCAUACUUACAGGCGAUGGGCUCAAUUUAGUGAAACUCCUCGAAAAUAAGUCACGUAAAGAAUGCUUUGAACCCUUCCCUGUGUGACGUGACGACCUGAGACAAGCGCAGAGCUGAGCGAGACAUGAGUGACGUAUCCAAAGGGAAAAGCUUUAUCUCCCCUCUAGCACUGUGACUGAGACCCCAAGCACUUUCAGUAACACCUUCACACAUGUGCAUCUACUCUGCUGUUGCCAAAGUUAUAAGUGUGUUGUACGCCCUGGGUGUUAUAUGUAAUGUACACAGAGACACACACACACACACACAUACACACACACACACUUUCCUGAGGCAUGUGUUUAUGAAGGGAAGUUCAGCCUCCCCUGAACACACAUCCAUAUAUCUGCCUUAAUACCCUUCUCUAAAAACUGCUGACGUUGAUUAGAUUUAGGCCAGUGGUGGUCUUCUACAUUCAACUGUGUGACCUGACCCUUAAACCUUAAAUCUGUUCUCAUGCGUGCCUUUAAAAUCAAACAGCGUGCUUAUUUGGCAGCUUUCACAUGUAAGGAUUUUGUGUCUGUUAUGUGUUUGGUGGGUUUUUAAAGCAGUCAUCUCAAUGAGGGGCACUGCAUGUAGGCUACUAUUGUUUCUUAUAACUAGUUAGUACCAUUCAAAUGCUAUGAUUUGGUGCAGUUUAUCCAUUCCUGUAAUCCUGUUCACUGUAUUUUUUAUUUUAUUUUAUUAUUUUAUUUUUUUGUUGUUGUUGAGGAUCUGUCAUGGAGUUAUCCUGCCGAUAACAGCCUUAAGAAGGGGAGACGGCCUCUGUCCUCUGUCAACCUUUCUGGAACAUGGACUGUUGUGAUUAUGAAUGUAUGAAUAUUUCUCCUUUUAACAAAUUGUAUUUGAUGUCAGUGCCCGUUAAACAGGGUUACAGAAUGUGGAUAGUAAAGAUGUGAAAUAAUAA